Micromonas pusilla CCMP1545 is the source of this 816-nucleotide messenger RNA. RefSeq lists its product as uncharacterized. The transcript has a single exon. NCBI's taxonomy places the organism in Eukaryota, Viridiplantae, Chlorophyta, Mamiellophyceae, Mamiellales, Mamiellaceae. Bases 1 to 723 code for a protein of 240 amino acids. The record is from RefSeq and is a predicted model, not a curated record.
AUGUCGACGGAGAGCGACGACGACGGCGCCAGGAGCGAGCGGAGUCAGGGUGGUCAGGGCGCGCGCGGCGCGGUCUCCUCGGGGAAGCAGCGAAGGGUCUCGACGAGCGGCGGCUCGCGGCCGAGCAGCGCGGCGACGCGGCGCCCGAGCAGAGCGAACACCGCGCCAAUCGUAUCUUCCGCGAGCGGCGGAAACGGCGGCGGCGGCGGGAAAACGACGACGCUGGCGUCCAUCUUCGGCAAAGCCUUCGGCGGGAAGAAAGCCGGCGCCGGCGGCGGCGCCGGCGGCGGGUUCGUCGUCGAUCACGACGCCAUCGCUCGCGCGUCGAAGAUGGAAAACGACAAGCUCAAGCGGUCGCUCGAGGCGUACAAGACGCAGGCGGAGCUUCACGAGGGGAUGUGCGUCACUCUCGGCGAGGUGCUGAAGACGACGUACGCGCGGAACUUACAGCUCGAGGACCUGCUCAGGGAUCUCGGCGUGGACGUGGACGACCCCGAGAGUCUCCGGUCGGCGGCGGCGGCGGCGACGACGCGCGCGCUGACGGAGAUCGCCGUGACCGCCGUCGCCGGCGUGGACGUCUCCGAGCUGGAGGAAGGGAGGGCGCUCGGCGAGGGGGGUCUGCUGCGCGGCGCGAGCUUCCGGUCGUCGUCGUCGUCGACGCCGCGGGGGGAGGCAUCGACCGAGGUCGCCGCGCUGCCAUCGCCGCCGCCGCGGACGCCGUGACGGGGAGAGAGCGAGAGCGAGAGCGAGCGGAGGACCGAGAUAGCGCCGGUGCAAGAGGUCACUCGUUGGAAAGAAAAAACGACGAGUUUCUCC